This is a messenger RNA of Chrysochloris asiatica (Cape golden mole), 1749 nucleotides long. RefSeq names its product PTEN induced putative kinase 1 (gene PINK1). Bases 1 to 1749 code for a protein of 582 amino acids. Gene Ontology annotation, biological process: autophagy of mitochondrion; regulation of apoptotic process; positive regulation of mitochondrial fission. The transcript has 8 exons. Gene Ontology annotation, molecular function: protein serine/threonine kinase activity; ATP binding. Gene Ontology annotation, cellular component: mitochondrion. Lineage: Eukaryota; Metazoa; Chordata; Mammalia; Afrosoricida; Chrysochloridae. The record is from RefSeq and is a predicted model, not a curated record.
AUGUCGGUGCGACAGGCGCUGGGUCGGGGCCUGCAGCUGGGCCGAGCACUACUGCUACGCUUCACGGCCAAGCCCGGCCCAAUCUGCGGCUGGGGGAGAGCCGAGCGACCGGGCCCGGCGGCAGGUUGGAGCCGAGGAGAGCGGCCGAGACCGGCCGCUGGGCCUGGUGGGGAGCCGCGCGGGCUCGGGCUCCCCGAACGCUACCGCUUCUUCCGCCAGUCGGUGGCCGGGCUGGCGGCGCGGCUCCAGCGGCAGUUCGUGCUGCGGGCCCGGGGCGGAGUGGGCCCUUGCGGCCGGGCGGUCUUUCUGGCCUUUGGGCUGGGGUUGGGCCUCGUCGAGGAGAAGCAGGCAGAGGGCCGGAGGGCAGCCUCGGCCUGUCAAGAAAUCCAGGCAAUUUUCACCCAGAAAAACAAGCUGCUGCCUGACCCGCUGGACACUGGACACUGGCAGGGCUUCCGGCUGGAGGAGUAUCUUAUAGGGCGAUCCCUUGGCAAGGGCUGCAGUGCUGCUGUGUAUGAAGCCACAGUGCCCACUGUGCCCCAGAACCUGAAGGGGGCAGAGCACCAUGGGCUGCUGACCAGGAGAGGCCCAGAUGUCAUUCCACAGGAGGAAACUGAGGAAAACAUGACCCAGCCCCCUGCCUUUCCCUUAGCCAUCAAGAUGAUGUGGAACAUCUCGGCGGGCUCCUCCAGCGAAGCCAUCUUGAGCACAAUGAGCCAGGAGCUAGUCCCAGCUAGCCGGGUAGCCUUAGCCGGGGAGUAUGGCGCAGUCACUUUCAGAAGAUCCAAGAGAGGCCCCAAGCAACUAGCCCCCCACCCCAACAUCAUCCGGGUCUUUCGCGCCUUCACCUCGUCUGUGCCGCUGCUGCCAGGUGCCUUGGUUGACUACCCUGAUGUGCUGCCCCCUUGUCUGCACCCCGAUGGCCUGGGACAUGGACGGACACUUUUCCUUGUUAUGAAGAACUAUCCCUGCACCCUGCGCCAGUACCUUUGCACAGCUGCUCCGAACCCCCGCCUCGCCACCAUGAUGAUCUUGCAACUACUGGAAGGGGUGGAUCACCUGGUCCAGCAGGGCAUCGCACACAGAGACUUGAAGUCUGACAACAUCCUUGUGGAGUUGGAUGCAGAUGGCUGCCCCUGGCUGGUGAUCACUGAUUUUGGUUGCUGCCUGGCGGAUGAGCGCAUUGGCCUGCAGCUGCCCUUCACCAGCUGGUACGUGGAUCGGGGUGGAAACGGCUGCCUGAUGGCUCCUGAGGUGUCCACAGCCCAGCCUGGACCCAGGGCAGUCAUCAACUACAGCAAGGCAGACGCCUGGGCCGUGGGAGCCAUCGCCUAUGAACUGUGUGGGCUUGCCAAUCCCUUUUACGGCCAGGGCCCAGCCCACCUGGAAAGCCGCACUUACCAAGAGGCUCAGCUGCCGCCACUGCCCGGGUCAGUGCCUCUAGAGACCAGGUGCCUGGUGAGCUCACUGCUCCAGCGAGAGGCCAGCAAGAGACCAUCUGCCCGAGUUGCUGCAAACGUGCUUCAUUUAAGUCUCUGGGGUGAUCACAUCUUAGCCCUGAAGAAUCUGAAAUUAGACAAGAUGGUUGGCUGGCUCCUCCAACAAUCGGCAGCUACUUUGUUGGCCAACAGGCUCACAGAGAAGAGUUGUGUGGAAACAAAAAUGAAGAUGUUAUUCCUGGCCAACUUAGAGUGUGAAGCCCUCUGCCAGGCAGCCCUCCUUCUCCACUCGUGGAGGGCAGCCCCAUGA